Messenger RNA from Cololabis saira (Pacific saury), 3715 nucleotides. RefSeq names its product GLE1 RNA export mediator (gene gle1). Gene Ontology annotation, biological process: regulation of translational termination; regulation of translational initiation; poly(A)+ mRNA export from nucleus. Bases 62 to 2188 code for a protein of 708 amino acids. The transcript has 15 exons. Gene Ontology annotation, molecular function: phospholipid binding; translation initiation factor binding; inositol hexakisphosphate binding. Lineage: Eukaryota; Metazoa; Chordata; Actinopteri; Beloniformes; Belonidae. The record is from RefSeq and is a predicted model, not a curated record. Gene Ontology annotation, cellular component: nuclear pore; cytoplasm; nuclear pore cytoplasmic filaments.
ACUCCGCCAACAGCCAGAGUCGUCUCGGUUUUUCUGAGCUUUUGAUUUUAGUUUUGUCGCCAUGCCUUCUGAAAGCGUACGAUGGGAAACUUUGGAGGCUUUAAAGAACUCCCCGAAGGGGAAAGUCAGCUUCGACCCGUUCUGGUCGGACCGCGGCGAGGAUAUUUUGGCAGGUUGUAAAGAAUCCCUGAGUUUAUCCUCCAACACCGGGAUUGUGCUGGAGCGCCUCAGCUCUCUGUCCCUGCAGAAGUCCUCUUUCCUGGACUCCAGCUCCAGAGAUACCAGUACCGUUCUCUCAGAAGGGACUUCAGCCGCAGCAUCCAUAGCUGAUGCCACACAUCCUGCAGCACCGUCUCUGAAGAACCACUACGAGCAGGCUGAAGAGGUGAAGGAUGAAAGUUCAGAGACAGAUGUCAGCCAAGUUUCCAGUCAUGCGUUACCGCCUGCCAUUUCCUUGCUGUCCCCCAAAGCCAUGGAGACGGCCGGCGUCAUCAUCAGGUUUGAGGAGGAGCAGCGAGAAAAGGCCAAGCUCGCCCUCAGACGGCGGCAGGAGAUGCAGGAUAAGCUGGUGAUGGAGGUGGCGAUCUCCGAGUCGGAGCAGCUGAAACGCUUCGAGGAACUCACGGAGCUGAAGCAGAGGCAGGAGUUCCAGAGUAUCAGGGACAUGAUGGACAGAGAGACCAAGGAGAGCAUGGGCCGUCAAGAGAAGCUGAAGGAAGAGCAGCGACACAGAACCAAGAUCAUGAAUCUACGUUUGAGGGAGGCGGAGCAGCAGCGCCUUCGUGAGGCGGGCUUUGAGAGACAGAGGCAAGCGGAGGGCAGGGAGAGGCUGCGUAACCUCAACACCAUCCAGGAGGAGGUCCUGCAGCUCAACAAGCUUCUAGAGCCGACCAGCCAAACCAACACUGAGCUCCCACAGGCCAGUCUCAGCUCCUACAGCACCCGCGGGAACCAGCUCUGCUCCCAGGUGUCCGAGGUGGUGAGGAAGACUGCCGAGGGCGAGUUUCCCAGCGUGGAGGACAUGGCCGUGGCGGAGCGAGCCCUGCACGAGAUGAGGGCGCUGAUCCGGCUGAUGCGGGAGGACGUGGCCAAGUUGCUGGAGAGGAAGAAGAAGGAGCAGGAGCAGGAAGAGGAGCGCAGGAGACAGGAGCAGCUGCAGGCGCAGAAGGAAGCACAGAAGAAGGCGGAGGAGUCGGCCAAACAAAAGGCGCAAAGACAAGGGCUGCAGACCAGCGCUGAAGACGUCACACUGAAGUGGUACAAGGAUCUGCAGGAGUCGGCUGCUCGGUGUGCGCUGUCCUUCGAGCAGCUCAACUCUCCCAAAGACACCCAGACAAAGAAACUGAAGCUGGAACUCCAAAAAGCGGCCACCAUCCCCGUCAGUCAAAUCUCCAGCAACUGUGGAUCGCAGCUGCAGGAAAUCUUCGACAAGAUCGACAAGCUGCUGUCGGGUCGGCCGGUGGUGUCCGGCGGGAGGUCGGUGGCCACCUCGCAGCACCCACAGGCUCUGGACUUCGUCAGCUACAAGCUGGCUGAGAAGUUUGUGAAACAAGGUGAGGAGGAGGUGGCGUCCCACCACGAAGCAGCCUUCCCCAUCGCCGUGGUGGCCUCUGGUAUCUGGGAGCUGCACCCUCAAGUGGGAGAUCUCAUCUUGGCCCACCUGCACAAGAAAUGCCCGUACGCAGUGCCACACUACCCCCCGAUGAAAGACGGCACAGCCGUGGAGGAGUACCAGAGAAUCCUGGGUUACCGCGUGGACGACGGCACAGUCGAAGGUCAGGACACUUUUCUGAAGAGGAUGUCGGGGAUGAUCCGACUCUACGCCGCCGUGAUCCAGCUGCGGUGGCCGUACGGCUCCAAGCAGGGGUCUGUGCCUCACGGGCUGAACCACGGUUGGCGUUGGCUGGCGCAGAUGCUCAACAUGGAGCCGCUGGCAGACAUCACAGCAACGCUGCUGUUUGAUUUCCUGGAGGUUUGUGCCAACGCCUUGAUGAAACAAUAUCAGGGCCAGUUCUGGAAACUAAUCCUGCUCCUGAAAGAGGAAUACUUUCCCAGGAUUGAGGCGGUGACCAGCAGCGGCCAGAUGGGUUCAGUCAUCAGGCUCAAGCAGUUUCUGGAGAUGUCGUUACAGAACCGACAGUUCAGUCCACCUAAAGGCCAGCUGAGCUCCACGUUCUGGAGGUCGUGAUGGAGGUCGUGAUGGAGGACGGGUCGUCGCAGCACCUGUAAGGACUGAAUAAAACAGACUAGUGUGUCGGAGGGCCCAGAGCUGCUGGGUGACGUUGAGAAUCCCGUGUCUGACUGGACGGAGCUGCUCGAGUCUUAAAAAUGACAGGAGAGCUCUGCGGAUGAUGGACUGUGCAGGUUUUCUAAAUCAUCUUUUAUUCACAUCUCCAGAGGAUCUCAUGAUGGAUGAUAACGCACUGGAAGCCAUGUUAAACUGCAUUUUAUGAGUUAUGUAUGUUAUAUUGCAUAUGUAUCUAUGGGUGGCAGCGACUACGAGGCUUUUCUGCAGACAUUUGUGACGUCUAAUACUGCGACUUGUAAAUAAAUAUGAAAUGAUGUAUUUGACAUCUACGGAUAGAAAAAAAGAACAGUAUUUUUAUGCUUUGAACAUGUGCAGGGAGUUGGAAGAUGAACUUUAGCCAGAUAAUUCAGAUGUCGGAUGUUCAGAGAUCCAGAAACUAUUAUAUUAACAUCACUUCAACACGGUUGUGCUCCAAACAGUCAAAAUGGAAAUCAUCCAAAUGCAUCUGAAAUGCUCUGAAAAGGUCAUGCUUUUAAAUAGUUUUAGGGGAAAAACAACAAACCACCUUUCUUUAAAGAGGACAUGCAAUAAUGAGGUUUUAAGUUGAGAUGUGAACCUCUGCUUUAAGAUUUUAGAAGUGCCUGUUUUUUUUGUGUGGUCCUUUUACAAUAAGUUUGUUUCUGUUCAAGGGGACAAGUUGUUUACUAAUAUUUGGUUUACAACCAAACUGCUGUGUUUUUUGUGUUUUUGCUUUCAUUAGUUCCUGUUUAAAUCAGAGUUCUGCUGACUGAUUUGGACUUCGUGCUACUGCUUUAUUAUAAAUCCACCAUGUGGAGAGAUUAGUCCUCUAAUGAGCUCUUUGAUCAUUGGAAGUGGAUCUGAUUCAGGAUCAGAAAUGCAGCAGAGUCAAAAGAUGUCAUUACUUUGCAGAGCUUUAUUUCUUUCUGUAUUUUAAAUUAACCUUAAAGUGUUUUGUUUCAUCAGAGCUGGGCUGCUUUCUUACGCUAAGGUAGAAUGGACACUUGAAAUUGAUACCAGAAAACUGACUAAAUCUACAAAAUAAUGUCCAGAAUAAAAUCACAGCAGCAAUUUAAUUGUAUGUUUUAAACAUCUGUUAAAAUAAAUCAAUCCACUGAGAACUUGGACCUGUAACUGUCAGUUUUCGUCAUUCAUACACUCUUUAAGAGUUUAAAGCCGUUCUCUCGAGACUCGAAAGAAAAUAUCAUGCUUUUGGAACAUUCGCUGAUGUACAUUACCCACGAUCUUAUGAUGAAAUAUCAUUUUCCACAAGUCUUUGGGACUCUGGGCUGAGAGAACUGUUUUGAGUGUAAUUUCUGCCAAGUCUUUUUUUUUUCCUCCAGGUAGUUGACUAAUUUGCUUGUUUUCCCUUUGCAUGUGUUUGUCUGAAAAAGUGUCAGCUUUUUGGAGUUUUAAGAGGUACCAAUAUUAAAAUAUGAUGGCUGGAAA